Molecule: messenger RNA, 921 nt
Organism: Fusarium venenatum
Lineage: Eukaryota; Fungi; Ascomycota; Sordariomycetes; Hypocreales; Nectriaceae
Source: RefSeq, a predicted model, not a curated record
AUGAAUUUCUAUCCACCACCGCCAGUGAUUAAAGCAGACGUUUGGCUUCGUAUUCCCGACGAUAAGCGUUGCAUUGACCAAGAGUCAGAAUGGCGCGGGGGGUUUACUGGCUCCUUUCAACACAUUUUCCUCGAAGGACCUGGCUUUGACACUGUUGGAAAUCUCUACGUUGUAGAUAUACCCUACGGCCGCAUCCUGAGGAUUGAUAAGGAGAAGCAAGUUUCAGUUGCUUGUACUUGGGAUGGUGAGCCAAAUGGCCUUGUCGGGACCGCGGAUGGAGAUUUGUUAGGGAUUCUUUCAUUCGACCCUGAGACAGGGAAGAUAGGACCGAAGUUGAAAAGAAAGAACCUAGAACGAUUCAAGGGUCCAAAUGAUCUCAUCGCUGACUCAAAAGGGAAUCUUUACUUCACAGAUCAAGGGCAAACCGGGAUGACUGAUCCGACAGGACGAGUCUACCGCAUGUCACCCGAUGGAAAGCUAGAUACACUUCUUGACAAUGGCCCAUCACCCAACGGACUCGUUCUGUCUCGCGACGAACGCUUUCUCUACGUGGCCAUGACAAGAGCAAACCAAGUCUGGCGAUUGCCACUGCACCUAGACGGAACAACUUCCAAAGCUGGCGUGUUCUUCCAAUCAUUUGGCAACGCUGGUCCUGAUGGACUCGCUUUGGAUGAAGAGGGUAACCUUUUCAUCUGUCAUCCAAGUCUUGGAUCAGUUUUUGUGGUUGACAAGGAUGGUAUACCCAAAGCACGGAUCGUCAGUGGAUCAAAAGGAAUUAAUCUUACAAAUUGCUGCUUUGGGGGCCCUGAGCACAAGACGCUGUACAUUACGGAUAGCCUUGAGGGGAAUAUUCAGACUGUGGAAUGGCAUUGUCGCGGAGCAGUUGCUGCACCAUCUCUGAAGCAAAGUAAAUAUGAAUAG